Molecule: messenger RNA, 621 nt
Organism: Vanderwaltozyma polyspora DSM 70294
Lineage: Eukaryota; Fungi; Ascomycota; Saccharomycetes; Saccharomycetales; Saccharomycetaceae
Gene: SLX9
Product: Slx9p
Exons: 1
Coding region: 1-621 (206 amino acids)
Biological process (GO): maturation of SSU-rRNA from tricistronic rRNA transcript (SSU-rRNA, 5.8S rRNA, LSU-rRNA)
Cellular component (GO): preribosome, small subunit precursor; 90S preribosome; nucleolus
Source: RefSeq, a predicted model, not a curated record
AUGGUUGCGAAGAAGAGAAAUACGUUAAGAAGCAAGGCAGCAGCAGGCAGAAAUGCUAAAACUUCAGUUCUUGAAGAUAGUGUUUUAAAUGAGUUACCACCAGACCCUAAGGCCUUUUUGCAUCAACAUAGGGAGUCUAAGAGGGAUAAGCAGAAUACCAAGCAACAAUCCUUUUUGUCUCAAAUUAAAAACAAGUCACUUGGAUUGGAUUCAAAUCUAGCAGGUAUCUCAAAAUCUGCUGCAAGACGUAGAAAGAGAAAGAUAAGAGAUGAUUUAAAACCAAAGAUGGGCGAACUUUUGACGUCUUUGGAGAAAGAGGAGGAUUUGAAAGAGUAUACACAAGAUCAAGAUGAUAGUAAAGAUGCAGAUGGUGACGAACAAAUGGAAAUAUCAAUAAAUAAUGUAACUAAGAUAACAAAAUCAAAUAAAUAUGGGAAAUUAUCGCAUGAACUACCAGGUAGUGUUAAAAUAAAAAAGAACCAGCCAAGCAUAAGAAAUCAAAAAGGUGCCAAACAACUGGCAAUUGAUGAAUCAAAAAGGUUUAAUCAAGUUCUAACAAAUCAAUCAUUUCAACAAAAUCCAUUCGGAUCAUUAAGAGAGAUCAUUAAAAUGCAAAAAUAA